AGUUUGCAGCAGCAGCAGCAGCCGCAGCGGCGGCGAGCGAGGUGGAGACGGAGCAGUAGGGAAGCCAAGCUGCCCAGCGCUCUGGCACACGCGUGGCACCGCUGGGGUGGGCUUGCCCCAGGCACCAGCACCCCCGCCGCCAGCCCUGCAGCAGCUGCGGCUCCUCAGGAUUUGGGAGGCUCGGAUUUGCUGAAGAACUUAAAUAAAAAGCUCCUCACUCGUCCACGGCGUCAUUUCGGCAGGUUGGGCACACACACGCAGCCAGCCAAGCACGGCGCCCUCCUAGCGCUCCCCCCCUUCCUCCCCCCGGCGUGCGGCCAGCCACGAUUCAGUGACUAUGAGCCUGGAAGUGAAACUUUCCUGGAGCGAGCUGUAUUUUCCCUGCCCAUUCGCAAACCAGAUGAAUGCGAGAUAAUAAUGGAGAGGAAAAAGGCAAAGGCUGUCUCCGAGCUCAGCACGCCAGCGCUCUGAUUCACCGCGGAGCAACCCGCACCUGCUAUAAGCACUUUGCCUAGCCAACCUAUUGCUCCUACUUUCCCCGGGCGAGCCGAAGGAAGAGGAGGAGAGGUGGGGCAAGUAGCCCAUUGCAGCUGCUAUACAAACUGCUGUAAGAACUUGCGUGGCGGAUACGGUGUGAAUGACUAGCUCGGGUUUCUAAAGGCGAGCGUGACUUUUCACUGCUAACUCUAUGACUCUCAGAGAUGACACAGCCUUCUCCAUCUCCAGCCCAGGGAAGUGGCUCCGCGUUAGGGCCCUGAGGAACCCCCACUCCCAAAAUCCGACCCCCGGGAACAUCUUAUUUUGCAGACGCUCCCCUCCUCCCCCCUUUCUAGGCUGUGACUUAUGAUCGGACAAGGCUUCCCCCACCCUUGCACGUUUGCAGCCGCACUUUCACAGCAGCCUCUGUCUCAGUGUCUGCUUGCUUGUAUUUUUUUAAAUAGGAUUUUAUUUUUAAUGCAAUAACCGCGAGGAUGUGUUUAAAGUGUGCCUGGUCUCUGCAAUGAGGUCUGUGCUAUUUUUUUUUUCGGGAGGGGGGAGAUAUUGCGCAUGCCAGGUGCAAAUAAAUCCAGAUUCCCGCAUAUAUUGACUGCUCUGUGAUUUUUUUUUUAAUCUCUCUAUAAAAGACAAAUUUUCUAUAACUUCUAACUUGCAUGCACAUCGAUGGGCGGAAAGCCCAGCUGAUUUUAUUGGGGUGAUCGAUGCUAACUUUGAUAAAGAGGUGACACUGACUGCCGGGGGAAGCAGACGAGCUGAGUGUGUCUGUAGACGCGAGACAAUUUUUGCCUCUAAUUUUACCCUAUUUUAAAAGAAACCCCACCCCUGUUCUCCCCCAGACAGCCAAGCACCAAAACAACAACCCCCCUUCCCCGCGCGCCUGCUUCAGCGGGGCUAUCAACAGGCAACCAGGAGAGAAGCUGGGCGCCAGGUGUGCGGAACCGGGAGAUGGAUAUUCUCCCCAUCCUGCUCGCCUUGCUGUGGACCGGGGCAGGAGCCCUGAUCAACCUGAAGUACUCGGUGGAGGAGGAGCAGCGCGCCGGCACGGUGAUCGCGAACAUCGGCAAGGACGCCCGGGAGGCUGGCUUCGUGCUGGACCCCCGCCAGCCCGCCGCCUUCCGGGUGGUCUCCAACUCAGCCCCGCACCUGGUGGACAUCAACCCGGGCUCGGGCUUGCUGGUGACCAAGCAGAAGAUCGACCGGGACUUGCUGUGCCGCCAGAGCCCCAAGUGCGUGAUCUCGCUGGAGGUGAUGUCCGGCUCCAUGGAGAUCUGCGUGAUCAAACUGGAGAUCAAGGACCUGAACGACAACGCGCCCAGCUUCCCCACCGACCAGAUCGAGCUGGAGAUCUCGGAGACGGCCAGCCCGGGCACGCGGGUGCCGCUGGAGAGCGCCUACGACCCGGACUCGGGCAGCUUUGGCGUGCAGAGCUACGAGCUCACCCCCAACGACCUCUUCGGGCUGGAGACCAAGACACGCGGCGACGGCUCCCGCUUCGCCGAGCUCGUGGUGGAGCGCAGCCUGGACCGCGAGACGCAGUCCCACUACAGCUACCUGCUCACGGCGCUGGACGGCGGCGACCCGCCCAACUUCGGCACUGUGGAGCUCAGCAUCCGGGUCAUUGACUCCAACGACAACAACCCGCUCUUCGAGGAGCCGGCCUAUGCCGUCAGCGUGCCCGAGAACGCGCCGCCCGGCACGCCCCUGCUCCGCCUCAACGCCUCAGACCCCGACGAGGGCACCAACGGGCAGGUGCUCUACUCCUUCCACAGCUACGUGUCCGAGCGGGCCCGCCAGCUCUUCCACCUCGACCCGCAGAGCGGCCUGCUCAGCGUCAGCGGCGCCGUGGACUACGAGGAGGGCCACAGCUACGAGCUGGACGUGCAGGCCAAGGACCUGGGGCCCAACUCCAUCCCGGCCCACUGCAAGGUGACGGUCAGUGUGCAGGAUGCCAACGACAACCCACCCCUCAUCAACCUGCUCUCGGUCAACAGCGAGCUGGUGGAGGUGAGCGAGAGCGCGCCACCCGGCUAUGUCAUCGCCCUGGUGCGGGUCUCCGACCGCGACUCCGGGGCCAAUGGGCGGGUGCAGUGCAAGCUGCUGGGCAGUGUGCCCUUCCGCCUGCAGGAGUACGAGAGCUUCUCCACCAUCCUGGUGGACGGGCGGCUGGACCGGGAGCAGAGGGACCAGUACAACCUCACUAUUCAGGCCAGGGACAACGGAGUGCCCUCCCUGCAGGCCACCAAGUCCUUCACCGUCAAGAUCACCGAUGAGAACGACAACCACCCCCACUUCUCCAAGCCCUACUACCAGGUCAUCGUGCAGGAGAACAACACCCCUGGGGCCUACCUCCUGUCCGUCUCCGCCAGGGACCCUGACCUGGGCCUCAAUGGCAGCGUUUCCUAUCAGAUCGUGCCCUCCCAAGUCCGGGACAUGCCUGUCUUCACCUACGUCUCCAUCAACCCCAACUCUGGGGACAUCUAUGCCUUGAGGUCCUUCAAUCACGAGCAAACCAAGGCCUUUGAGUUCAAGGUCUUGGCCAAAGACGGGGGCAACCCAUCCCUGCAGAGCAAUGCCACCAUCAGAGUGAUUGUCCUGGAUGUCAAUGACAACACCCCUGUGAUAACUGCCCCACCUCUGGUCAAUGGGACUGCAGAAGUGUACAUCCCUAGGAAUGCCGGGGUUGGCUACUUAGUGACCGUGAUCAAGGCAGAUGACUAUGAUGAGGGGGAGAAUGGAAGACUGUCCUAUGAAAUGGCAGAUGGAGAUAGAGGGUUUUUUGAAAUAGAUCAGUUCAAUGGAGAGAUAAGGACCACCAGAGCAUUUGGGGAGACUGCAAAGACUACUUAUGAGCUGAUUGUGGUGGCGCAUGACCAUGGAAAAACAUCACUCUCAGCUUCUGCCUUGAUUUUGAUAUACCUAUCUCCAGCUCUCGAUGCCCAGGAAUCCAUAGGAUCUGUUAACUUGUCACUGAUUUUCAUUAUUGCCCUGGGUUCUAUUGCCGCCAUUCUUUUUGUCACCAUGAUCUUUGUUGCAGUCAAGUGUAAAAGGGAUAACAAGGAAAUAAGGACCUACAACUGCAGAAUUGCAGAGUACUCCUAUGGGCAUCAAAAGAAAUCAAGCAAGAAGAAAAAAAUCAGCAAGAAUGAUAUCCGGCUGGUACCACGGGAUGUAGAGGAGACAGAUAAAAUGAAUGUGGUGAGCUGCUCCUCCCUUACUUCAUCUCUCAACUAUUUCGACUAUCAUCAGCAGACCUUGCCACUGGGCUGCCGCAGAUCUGAAAGUACCUUCCUCAAUGUGGAGAAUCAGAACACUAGGAACACAGGCUCCAACCAUGUUUAUCACCACACCUUCACCGGGCAGAGUCCCCAGCAACCAGAUCUGAUCAUCAAUGGAAUGCCAUUGCCAGAGACUGAAAACUACUCUUUUGAUUCCAACUAUGUGAACAGCAGAGCCCAUUUAAUAAAGAGUUCAACUUUCAAGGACUUAGAGGGGAAUAGUCUCAAGGAUAGUGGGCAUGAGGAGAGUGACCAGACUGACAGUGAACAUGAUGUCCAACGGGGCCUGUACUGUGAUACUGCCGUCAACGAUGUGCUGAACACCAGUGUUACUUCCAUGGGGUCUCAGAUGCCUGAACAAGAUCAAACUGAAGGAUUUCAUUGUAGGGAAGAGUGUCGGAUCCUUGGUCACUCAGAUAGAUGCUGGAUGCCCCGGAACUCUGUCCCCAGUCGUGCAAAAUCCCCCGAGCAUGGAAGGAAUGUCAUAGCACUCUCUAUAGAAGCUACCACUGUGGAUACAGAGUCUUAUGAAGACUGUAGUACAAAAAGAACUUUUGCAACGUUUGGCAAAGAUGGGAGUGAACCCCUCGCCGACGAGCGUAUCGUCAACCUGAAAGGCAAAAGAACAAUGGAUCUGCCCAUCUGCAGCCCAAAGGUAAAUGGCGCAGUCCGUGAAGCGGGGAAUGGCUGCGAAGCUGUGAGCCCCAUCACUUCACCCCUUCAUUUGAAGAGCCCCCUGUCUAGCAAACCUUCAGUAUCAUACAACAUAAUGCACUGCCCGGUAAAUCGCGACCUGGAGCAAUUUGUAAACAAUGGCCCUUCUCGGCCCACCGAAGCAGAGCCUAGAGGGGCAGACAGUGAAAAUGUAAUGCAUGAAAUUAACCCACUUCUGCAAGAAUGUAGAGAAAAAGACUCACCAGGAGUGAAGAGACUAAAAGACAUAGUACUUUAAACGGCACCAUAUAAAAAGGAGAACCGACACUACUACAAACGCAUAUUGUUUUUAAUUGCUUACCAAUGGUUCACAAAUUGCUGUAUUUAAGAGCUUUCCCUAAAUGUAUUGUUUAUAAAUGAAGCUAUCGUUAAUGUGACAAUCCCACUUGUUUCAGCAACCAGCAGGGGUGUUCAGUUGAAGCAAAUUAGCUUGUUUUUCUUGUGUCACGGGGUGGGGGUGAAGGUGAGACCAGUUCAGUUAUAAAGAAGUAUUAUGUAUGGAGUAUUUUCAAUUUAUAUAUUUUUAUAUAUCAAAACUCUCUAUUAUAAAUUGCCAUUCUUUGUAAUGAAUUGAAUUGAAAACUCCUUAUCCGGCCAUCUUUAAUAAUCACCCUGAUGUUUUUGUAGUCUAUACAAUUUAAUGGCCAUUUUUUGUGUACAACUGUUAAAAGAACAAUUCAAUGAGUUUUAAUAUUUGCCGAGCACAAGGCUGCUUGUACUUUAAAAUGUUGCUAUUUUGCUGUGGACACCCCUGCAUUAAGAAUCCUUUUGCUAUCACAUGCUUAUCUGUACUAUUAUCGUAUUUGAUAUUGCAAAUUACUGUAUGUCUAGUGAUGGCAAAAGGCUUUCAAGUUUAAAAAAACACAGAUAUAUUUAAAACUUGGGGAAACUGCUAAUUUCAAAGCCAAUGUAAGGAGUGUUCUCUCCCCGUCUUACCCUCCAGCACCCCACACAUCCUAUACUUGUUUUCACAGAGCUAUGAUAGAUCAUUGUGGAAAGUCAUUUGGGGGAUAUUCUGCUGCCUAAUUUGCAGUUGUCAGAUGCAGCGUGCUGAACGUUUUGAGAUCCAUUUUUUUUUUUUUUUUUGUAAUGUCAAGGCACUGCAUGGAAAAGCUUCUCCGUAAGUUAUUAGUUCCCAGGUUUAGAUAUUCCCUGUCUCUAAUCAUCUCAGUGAGGGAAUUGUUUAACAGAUCUAAAUUAGCAUCUUGGUUAGACACACACUUCCUGAUUCAACAUUUCCCAGUCAUGAUUACACUAAGUACCGGCGUGAGUGUAUGUAUCUCAUCAUGGAAUGGAUUUUAGAGUGGUAUUAUUUCUAUUUAUCCUGCAUCAAAAAUAGGUAUAGAGUAAGCAAUAGAAAGAUAUACGUAUAGGGACAGACAGGUGAAAUGUAACAGCACUACUAAUCAAAUUAAUGUGCCUUCCAUAUGGAGAAGAAAAAGUGAAUCAUUAUUUUUUCUCAUAAUUAAGUACAUAUUUUAUGUGGUUACAAAUUUGCACAUAUGAAAUUGAUUUUUAAAAGAAAAAGGACCAUUUGGGCUACUUGAACGGCCAUUUUGUAGAAACGAGGGGAACUAUAAAGAUUUUCACAGCAUGGUAUAUUCUCUGCUCUCCUGCACUACAUAAUUGUUCAGAUUGAGUUUGAGUGGGGUGGAGUGGAGGAUAAAGGUUUGUGAAUUAGUAACCCUUUAUUUGACAGACUUUUCUACCCAAAAGAAUAUUCAUUAGAGCUUAACAGUUCAUUAUGAGGCAGGGAAAAAUACAGAUAUUGCCAACAUUUGCUCUGCCAAUGAACUGAAAAUAAUGGUUUCUAGAGAAACAGUCUUCCUAGUACUAAUGUAUCUUGAUAACAUUCUCAUUACUUUGAUUUAUUUAAAUUAAAAAUGUCAUCAGGAAAAGAGCCUCCAAUUGUUAUUGUCCUAGAAAUCAAAUAAACUCCAGUCCUUUUUUUCUUUAGAGAAGGUGGAUAAAAUGAAUAUGGUUGAGUUUUUAACUACUCCAGUUGGUACAUUACCAGUCUGUCUUAUGGGUCCAGGAAUUUGAAAAUAAUUUAUCAAAAGGAACUUCCAAUUAAAUUACUAAAGCUUUUUUUAUUGGUGUUGAUUGCUACCUCAUGCAGAUGGAAUCCCCUUAGUUGAUGUGACUACAUCUGUCCCUCUAAAACUGACCCAUAUUUCUUUUUUUCCUUUAAUUUUGAAGUUUGAUUCAUUUUUUAAAUAAUAUGUUCUUUUUAUUGUAGUUUUUUAUAUCUGGGAUACUGUACUGCUGUCACUAAAAUAUAUAUUUUUUGCAAGUGGAUGUAUAUUAUAUGAGCAAUAGAAGAAACAGGUAGGUUGGUUUGGGGGGGUUUAAGUUACUGGAUAUUAAGAUGGGUGUUUUGUUCAUUAUGAUGUUACCUGUAUUUGUUAACUUCUGAGAGCUUUAUUCAGUGAAAAUUCAUGUCCUUCCUUACUGAGCCACAGAAGCCUCCUGGAUAUCUUUGUUAGCUGCAGAAAUUAAUCCUCAUUGAUUGGCAGAAAAUUGUUUAUAGAAGGAUUUUGUGUGUGUGUGUGUGUGUGUCUCAGCAGUAACUCAGAAUCAGUCUAUAGUACUGUUCCCCCACCCCUCCAACACACAUUCUUCAGUCGCAUAUGGAUAACCGAUGGCAAUCAUGAAACUUUUGACAUCAGGGGCCUCUACUUAGGAUGCUCAAAAACUCUGGUUGCUUUAGUUUAGCUGACAAAAUGGGUUGAAGUUUAUAUGAACCUUUUGCUCUCUUGGAGAGCCCACAAAAAGGGCUUGGGUUUCUUCAAACUCCUGAGUUUUACUGCUGGGAUUUUGUUACAAAAUCCAGGAAGCUCAUUAGUUUUGCACCAAGUUCAGUGAAACUCUCCAUCCAAAAGUUACCUUGAGAUUUCGAAUUUUCACACCCCCAAAUGUAAACAAACCUGGAUUGGGGAUGUGUGUGUUGCAAAUGGUGUAAACUGAUCCUAUCCGACUGGUUGAUGCAAUCUUUCCUGACUUGAAAUUGGUGGUGUCAUGCUGUAUUUAAUGGCAGGUCAUUUCCCUGAAAUGAGCCAUUCAAGUACUUCACAAAAGGGAGCUGAUGAGGAAUAGCCAAUAGGCUUCCCUGAGGAGAGCUGAAGGCAUGAGCCCUCACUGUGAUAGGAGAGAGCCCCAUUCCUCACCCAACAACUCCAUGUCUGCAACAAGUGGGAAACUAUUUAGCCAAGAAGGUCAUGUUUGGUCCAGGUCACAGAGCUGCUUUCUCUCUCCAAACAUACACACUCCACACAUAAGUAUGGCCCUACUUUAAUAUCAUAGGACUCUGUGGCUGAGCUCUGGCUAAAUUCCAGCACUAACAUCGUGAUUCCUGCCUUGGAUUAUCUUGAUCCAGCUCCACUGAAGACUCCCAUUGGUUCCCUGGGGGUUGGAUUGGGACUUAACUCCCCAAGCCAAAUAAUUUGCCCAGAAGGGCUUGUACAUUAUCUUCUAUGGAACUGAGAGCAACAAUCCAUCAGGCAACAUGGGAGAGGAGAGGCUAGCCAAUCAGCAUGGAUUCUCCUCCAUCCACUACACUGUGGUGUGAAAAUUGGACCGUCCUAUUCCUCUCCCACAGCCCUCCUUCUCCCCAUCCAAGGAGAGACUAGGCGAUGGUCCCCAGUCACCUGACCUGGUGAAUAUAAAACGGACAGAAGAGUCCAGCUGUUGAUUUCUACUGAACUUGGGCCUCUGACUAUCGAGCUGCCAGCAUCAGCCUGGCACUGGGUAGAAAAUAGAUGCUAACUGAAAAGAAAAAUAAAACAUUUCUCUGAUUUACCUAUUGAAAACAUUCCUUGCCACUAGAAAUAAAAGCGCAGCCCAGAAAAUAUGUGAAAUAUUCCUUUAUUAAAAGGGAGUUUUAAGAGGUCAGUAAGCCCUACUGCCUCCAAGCAAACCAUUUAAACAACAGUCUUUUCCAUCCUGGCCUGUGCUGAAGCUUGGGAUCUUGAGUGCCUAAGGCACCUGCAUGACAUAUUGUUAUCACAUGAGAAGAAAAACCAGGAGAGGGACUGGAAAAGGUUCAUCACCGACAGAGUUCCCUUCCCCCUUCCAAAUAUUUCCUAUUCCGACUUGCUUUCUCUCUCUCAUUUGAAAUCAGUUCAGAGCUUAUGACUGAGCUGUAUUAUAAUUUUUAAAGUAGUUAAAUUAACCACAUCAAAAUGUGAAUGACCCAGGAUGGCCUUUUUGGACAAGAUGUAAUGAAGCUCUCUUUAGAAUUUAUAUUGUUAUCAAAUUUGGUGCAGGAAAAUCAUAAGAACGGUGUAGUAGUUUAUCCACAUUUAACAGCCUGAUUUCCAGAGGUGCCGAUCAUAACCCACAAUGAAACCAAUACUGUAUUGUGCAUGCAGCACCUCUGGAUACCAGAUCCCAAAGAUACAGUCUAUGAGUAAAUUCAUGACAUGCUGUACUCAGUGUAAUAUUUACCUACUUGAUAGAAUAUCUUUAGAAAAUCCUUUCACAAGUGGAAUUUUCUUUUCCUUACAUUGAAAUCUUGCAGCACUGGUUUUAUUUUUAUGCUGAUAUAUACAAAGGGGAAUAUGGGGGGGUUGGUUACGGGAGGGUUGAUUGAUGGUUUUAAAAAUAAUCCGUAAGCACUUAAUGCAUUGUCCUGAUGAAGUUGUUGCGGUUAUCCCUGUUUUACUGUGAAGCUGGAAAUGGCCUGUGGAUCACAUAUUGUGCAGAAGUGAAUUACUUUUUUUCAAAUAGGAAACAAGUUGCUUUUGUGAACAACACACUGUCUGAUUAAUAUAUUGAAAUUACUCUUGGGCGGGGGGAACUAAUUACAAAUAGAAACACCUUUGUCUGUCAUUGGGGGAAAUGGAUGAUCUUGUUGCUACAGCUGCUUUUGCUGCUACAGAUAAUCUUUUAUCCAACUUAUGAGGUGCAUUUAACCUUAGCAGAAGAACCCAGCUAACUCUGUUGCAAGCCUUGGUGAAAUGGAUUCUUUACUGGCAUCAGCUGAUGUUCAGCUGAUACGAGCUGGGAUAUAAUCUUUAGUGACAAGAGCUGACCGAGUGCAAGCUAGUUUUCAGCAACAAAUACCUCCUUGCACUAUUCAAAUGCUAAGGUAUUGGUUGCAGAAGAUCUUAAGUCUUAAAGCUACAAGCUUCUGUAGCCUGCUGACCAGUCUGGUGACACCAUAACUGCCCACCAAAGCAAGGCGGAUUUCAGUGGGACAUAAGUACAGUUCGAUUCAUCAAGGUGUCUCUGUUGCUGAUUAUAUGAAGAAUAAAUUGUUGUAUAUGCUGAUAUGUAUGUUAUGUACAUUUUCACAGUGAUGGAAUCAUUGUAAACAAAAAAAAAUGGAAAAAAAAUCACCAUUCUGUCUAUUUUAUGAAGAUGAUAAAGCAGCUUUAUUAAAUUA
Molecule: messenger RNA, 9873 nt
Organism: Trachemys scripta elegans
Lineage: Eukaryota; Metazoa; Chordata; Testudines; Emydidae
Gene: PCDH19
Product: protocadherin 19
Exons: 5
Coding region: 1444-4725 (1093 amino acids)
Biological process (GO): homophilic cell-cell adhesion
Cellular component (GO): plasma membrane
Molecular function (GO): calcium ion binding
Source: RefSeq, a predicted model, not a curated record